AUGCUGAUAUUAUUGCUAUUGUUAUCAACGACAAAAACUGAAGGCACGACAGGAACGGGAGAAGACACAAAAAUUACGGUAUCACCUGGGGCAUUUUUCAAUGAAAUUAAAGAAACUAUAAUGUACGACAAAAGUAUACCACUCAUAUACACACAAGACACGGUAAAUGAUAAUAUAAAAAAUUUCGGAGACACUUGGGAAAUAGAAAAAUACUGCAAAAAUAAAAAUAAACGUGAUAACUAUUGUAGUAUCGUACUACAAUCAAUAACGCUACUAAAAAAUAUAAACAGAAACAUAAAUGAUAACGACAUCGAUACAAUGGAAUUCCUAAAGAGCGCUAACGCCUUCAAUACUAAAGAUAGGCCAAAAAGAGGAAUACAAUUCAUAGGAGAUUUCUACAACUUCUGUUGCAAUGUAGCAACGGAUAAACAAAUUAAAAAUUUUUAUAAUAAUGAAGAAAAAUUAGCUGAACAGGCAGAAAAACUUAAAGAUAUCUUUGUUUCUGACCACAAGGACCUUUCACAGAUAACCUCGCAGUUAAAUAAUUACACAAUGACCACAGGAAAUAGAAUAGAAUUAUUAAAAAACAAUUUUAAAAACUUUGUCAAAGAAGAAAAAGACAACAUGAUGUUAGAAAAAAUUAACUAUAAUAAUCUAAUACAAGGCACGCAAGAAAUAAUGUUCAAUAUUGCUACCAGCUUGGAAAGAUUUAUUAAUUAUGAAAGAGACUCCAGUACACAGCUACACUGCAAAUUAGGCAAAAUACCUCCACGAGUGAUCAAUACCGAAGUAUUAUUUUACGACCUGAACAAACUUUCAAAACUACUAAUGGAAGACGGAUACGAAUUAGUAAUCAAAUUAGAAAAUAUUUUUUCAUAUUAUAAUCUACCAAUUGUUGAAUGCCAAUUUUCAAAAUCAAAAAUCUUAAUUAAAUUAAAAAUACCAAUUAAAGAAAAAUCGACAAAUUGGAAACUAUUUCAAUACAUCCCGGCACAUUUUAAAUUUCAAUAUUCUAUAUGCCUAAUAUUUUCUGAAAAAACGUAUGUAGCAGUGAAUACCGAAAACGACGAUCACAGAAUAGUUUCAGGUAUGGGACUACAGCACUGCGACCCUCCAAUAACGGACUUAUGCUACAUCCCUAAAUUCACUUCGGAUAUCACGCUAACACCAAAAUGCGUGGAAGCAUUAUUCAGAAAUCUCCCACUAAGCCAAAUAAACAAGUUCUGUUACUUUCAAUUUGUAAAACAACAAGAAAAUGAAGAAGUAAUAAUUAAACAAAUAGGAGUAAAUACUUUUGCAAUCACUAACCCCCAGCCUACGCUAAUGAUAAGAAAAUCAAAAAAAAAUGUAUACACCGAAACACAAAAACUAAAAAUAAACUACACACACCCAGGUCUAAUAAAGAUUUCCUUACCAUGUAAUUAUGAGCUUUUAAGAAACGGGAAAGUACUAAUUCCCAAAAUGUUUCCAUGCGAACUAAGCAAUCUAAACAAAUUCACUAUACAAAGAAUAUUACCCACAUCAUGGACAAACAUAAAAUCUUUAAACAUUGGUCACGAGGCACAGAAAGAUCAAAAUAUAUACUUCUCAAAUCUAAGCGAAAUACUAAAUGAAGACUGGACCAAAGAAAUUCCGAACUAUCACAUAACCAGACAGUUAAAAGAUCCCGAAGAAUAUUUUAAAAAAGUCAUCCUAGAAAAAAUGCCACAACCUCUGAUAAAUUACUUCCUUGGCGAUAUUAUAUACUUAGGAUGGUUAACAAUACUGACCAUAGCCAUAGGAUUUUUAGCAUACAAAUUAUUCCCCGUCCUAAUAAAAAUAGACUUACUAAAUCCCCCACCGAUACCGGCUAGACAAUAA
Macrosiphum euphorbiae (potato aphid) is the source of this 1860-nucleotide messenger RNA. NCBI's taxonomy places the organism in Eukaryota, Metazoa, Arthropoda, Insecta, Hemiptera, Aphididae. The record is from the annotation of a GenBank genome assembly.